Molecule: messenger RNA, 858 nt
Organism: Micropterus dolomieu (smallmouth bass)
Lineage: Eukaryota; Metazoa; Chordata; Actinopteri; Centrarchiformes; Centrarchidae
Gene: fam78ba
Product: family with sequence similarity 78 member Ba
Exons: 3
Coding region: 1-858 (285 amino acids)
Source: RefSeq, a predicted model, not a curated record
AUGUGCAUACUGGCCAGGUACACUUUGCUCCCUUCAUCCCUGGUUUUGUUCAUUUUGCUUGUCGCCUGCACCAUGGGCUGUAUUCAGAGCAUUGCAUGCAAGCCCCGCAUCAGACGGGAGAACAUUGUGGUGUACGAGGUGUCAGCCUCUAUUGACCAGUGUCCCACCAUCAUUGAGGAGAACUCACCGAUUGUGCUCCGUUACAAGACGCCUUACUUCAGGGCCUCAGCAGGUGUUGUGAUGCCACCAGUGCCCCGCAAUGAAACCUGGGUGGUGGGCUGGAUCCAGGCUUGUACCCAGAUGGAGUUCUACAACACAUAUGGUGAUAUUGGCAUGUCCAGCUGGGAGUUACCAGAGUUGCGAGAGGGUCGGGUCAAGGCCAUCAGUGACUCAGACGGCGUCAGCUACCCCUGGUACGGCAACACCACAGAGACAGUCACCCUGACCGGGCCCACGUCCAAACCAUCCCGUCUGACAGUCAGCAUGAAUGACAACUUCUACCCCAGCGUGACCUGGGCAGUGCCCAUCAGCAACAGCAACACGCCCAUGCUGACCCACAUCACCAGGGACCAGAGCUUCAUCACCUGGCUGGUGGCCAUGAACUCUGUCACCAAGGAGCGUAUCGUGUUGCAGACGGUGCGGUGGCGGAUGCGGGUGGACAUUGCUGUGGACCCAGACAUGCCUCUGGGCUCGCGGGCCUCUUUGGUGGGUCGUCCCUACCAGGAGCAACCGCACAUCCUCAACUACCAGGAGCCCAUCCCUCCCAACGCGCUGGGGAGGCCGAAUGCCAACGAUGCCCAAGUGCUAAUGUGGAGGCCACGGAGAGGGGCGCCACUAGUGGUCAUACCGCCAAAAUAA